ACGUUUAUUGAGAUUUUGUUGGGUAAACAAUCACAGUAGUGUACACGUUAUUGUUUAACCGCAGACAUAAAAUUUUAUCUAAUGUUUAAGAAUUGGUUAUCAACGAAUAGAUCACGUACUGUUCACAACAGAGACUUUUCUGUGAAGAGUACUGUUAAUCCAGAACAAACAAGAGCUUUCGAGAUAUUAUCAAAAAAAUGGAACCGAGAAGGCGAAGGUUUCAAACUUCUUCGGGCCAUGAACUUUGUAAGAGUACCAUGGAUACAGAAUCGUUUAACCGAAAUUGGUAUCAUUAAACAAAAUACAACUGUAAAUGAAUUAAAACCAUUGCAGGGAAUUUCGAUUUUAGAUGUAGGUUGUGGAGUUGGCAUUUUUGCAAAACCUUUAAGUUUUUUAGGUGCAAGUGUAACAGGUUUAGACUGUAACUCUGAAAUGCUUAAAGUGGCAAAUUUGCAUAAACAAAAUGAGGACAUUGCCAAUUUGAAGUACAUACUGUCUACCGUAGAAGAACACGCUGUAGCUUACGAGGAAAAGUAUGACGUAGUGAUAGCAUCUGAAACAAUAGAACAUGUUUCAGAACAAGAAUUGUUUGUGAAAAGUUGCAUAAAAUGUCUGAAACCUGGAGGAUCGUUUUUUCUUACGACCAACUCUAAAUCCCAAAGUUCGAAAUUUUUCUUCAUUACUUUGAAGGAAGACAUUUUACGACAUCUGCCAAAAGGGACACACGUGUAUGAAAUGUUCAUUGAUAUUGAAGAUGUGAAAGAUAUGUUAAAAAAAGAAAACUGUGAAAUUUCUUUUACGAGUGGAAUAAUAUAUAAUCCAUUUACUAAUAAAUGGUACUGGAUUAAAAAUCAUCGCAUUCUACAUUAUGCAGUACACGCAAUUAAACGAGAAAAUACGGUUGAUUAAUGUCAACCACAUAUUGUUUGUUAUAAUAAGAGAAUUAUCCCAGUUAUUCGUUCUAAAAGAGUAAAUGUUAUUAGUUAUUUCAAACUGUAUUCCUUGCAGAAUCGGUAAAAACUAUUGUAUCUUUAGUAAUAAUCUUAACCUACUCACUAAAACCUUGAAAUAAGGACACAAGAUAUAGGUACUCAUAUUUUAUAUCUCGAUUUACCAGUUUUUUCUUUUAGUACGUUUUCUAGUAUACGAUACCAUAACCUCCUUAAUUUUAGUUUCCUUUCUGAAUAUUUAUUAUUAUAACCUUUUUUUGUAUUUUCAUCUACAUUGCAGCACAUUAAACACCAGAUUGGGUAGAUUGAAAGUGGGAUGUUCUAGAGGAAAUAUAAAGGAAUAUUACAGUUAAAAAAUUUAUUUAUUUGUUUGUUAUUGAGUUAACUUUUUUUUUUCUUGGUAGCACUCCGUAUUUCUAUAAUUGGGCUCGCCUGUUGGAAUACUAUUACUAAUAAUAAUAAUAAUAAUAAUAUUAAUAACCUUACUGAUUCGAAAAUUUAGAAAAUUUAAAUACUGAGAUGAAGUGUAUUGAAUCUUGUCGAACGCAAUUAGAAUUUGUCAACUGCCUUCCGGGAAAGUUGUUUGAGUAAUGUUGGCCUAAAUGGCAUUAUCAGAGCUAUAGAAAUUUUAUUAGUAGCUAAAAAUAUAGACUCUAAUUAAUUAAAAGUACUUCACCCAAAUGCAAUUAAAAAUGUAUUAGUAAUAUUAGUAUCUUACGACUAAUUAAGUUUUUUAAAGCGAUAACAAAAUUAUGGCAGAAUUGAACAAAUAUUAUUCUACGAUGUCUUGUGUUAUCCAGCAACAAAAAGAUAAUCAAUUUGUAGGACAAUGAUUUUUUCUGUGACAAAAAUAACAGUAUAAAGAUAAAUAACGAAAUAGUGAACAAUAUAAUAAAUAAAUAAUAAACUAAUGUAAAGUAGUGUUCCUUUAUUAAUCCAAUUACCCCAUUAACGAUUAGUUUAAAAUUAUUUUGCUUCCUUCAUUGAUACGUAGUGUGUGGUACCACCCGAAGUUCUCGGCUGCUCGGCUCUCGUCGGGUGUUCGGUACCACCCCCAAAUUUAUUCAUCACCGCCCUCCUGGACGAACGGGUGGCGGACGUAGAGUCACCAACAACCCGUCAACGGGCACGAGUCGCAAAAAUACAUAAAUGUUUCAUUAUCAAGUAUAUAUAUUGACAUGUACAUAAUAAUCAAUAAAUCGUUGUUAAAAGUGCA
Molecule: messenger RNA, 2166 nt
Organism: Zophobas morio
Lineage: Eukaryota; Metazoa; Arthropoda; Insecta; Coleoptera; Tenebrionidae
Product: ubiquinone biosynthesis O-methyltransferase, mitochondrial-like
Exons: 4
Coding region: 82-909 (275 amino acids)
Biological process (GO): ubiquinone biosynthetic process
Cellular component (GO): mitochondrion
Molecular function (GO): 2-methoxy-6-polyprenyl-1,4-benzoquinol methyltransferase activity
Source: RefSeq, a predicted model, not a curated record